Molecule: messenger RNA, 4624 nt
Organism: Uranotaenia lowii
Lineage: Eukaryota; Metazoa; Arthropoda; Insecta; Diptera; Culicidae
Gene: Afti
Product: serine-rich adhesin for platelets
Exons: 8
Coding region: 482-4624 (1380 amino acids)
Biological process (GO): intracellular transport
Cellular component (GO): AP-1 adaptor complex; trans-Golgi network membrane
Molecular function (GO): clathrin binding
Source: RefSeq, a predicted model, not a curated record
CUCGUGAAUGUUGGAAGUUUUUGCAGGUGUGUUUGAAGAACAGACAGCAGCUAAUUUGGUUGGUUGGGCUUACGACAAGACCAAGGGAGAAGAAAAAAUUGCAUUAUUAUCGUUUGUACUACUGAAGAACUUCUUUGGAAUAGCAGAAAUCGUCAUCGAGAAAUACGAGCACCUUACCGUGGUCGGGAUUGCAGCUGGCCCCCUAGGGGAAGUGUCGAAUUGUAGCUCGCGCAACCGGAAGUGUUCGAAUUUUUGCUAAGGAACUUUCCAGCCUUUUGUGCUGCUGCUGCUACUGCUAUCGAUUUUGGCUAGGUGGCAACAUUGAACAAUUUCUGUGGCGAUAAAACUUUUUCUCGUCAUAUGACAAAGGUGAAGCGGAUGUAAGAACAGCUGAAUCAUCUAGGAAAUUCAAAGGCAAUUCCGGGAACAGAAUUGGCUGCAUUGUUUCAAGGUCAUUAUUCUGAAAACAGAAGCAGAAAAAAUGUCUAGUCAAAUUCCUCCACUAGUGUGUCACACUCCACCGCCAAUGGAUUUUGGCGAUGAGGAAGACGAUGUGGUUAUUCCAGAUCAUGAUGAUGAUGAUUUCGAUGAUUUCGCAUCUGCGCCACAGAUUGUGGGUCACGAAGAUUUGCCUACUCCUGUUCCGCCAGUUUUGGACUCGCCAAUUCAUGUCAAAAAGUUUCCGGACCUGGAAACCAAUCAGGAUGAUAAGAGCGAAAGCAUAUCACCGCAGCUAGCGGCGGAGAGAUUGGCACCGCCAAUGGAAAGUCCUCCCUCGUUGGUCCUUUCGCAACCGGAUUAUUCCGGGGCAGAAAAUGAAAACCUCAGCGAUGACGAUGAUGAGUUUCAAGACUUUGCAUUCCAUUCCGAGCAGCCACCCACUGAGAUAGGGUGUUCGGAUUCCGAGGGCUUUCAGUUGGAGGGUGCAAUCGAGGCAGAAUCGGUGGCAGAAGAUAACCUAAGCAUUCCAUCACUUCAUCUGGAUUCGGACGUUAUAUCUAACAAAUCAGUCGAACCAUCAUCCACGGGUACUACUCCGGUACCAUCUCUGGCUGCUGCUGUCCCUGGAGAUGCGGACGAGGAAACGACGAGCGAACGGAACCUGUCGUCGUCACCACAGGAACCCUACAUCGAGGAUCCCGAUCCGGAACCGGGUCCGGCCAUCCCUGAAGCUGCGGCAGCCAUCACUCCCAUCGUUGCCGACGAUUUCGGGUACCGAUUCGAGGACAAUACCGAAAACGACUUCACCGAUUUCACCUCGGCGUCGAACGAACGAUCGUCUGCGGUGCUGGAGGUGCCGACCGCAAACGACGUUUCCUUCGAUGACGAUUUUGCCCAGCUAGAGUCGACUCCCUCGGUCGAUAGCAAUUUUGUGUCCCAGAGUAAAACGGACUUUGCCACAUUCGAUGCCGACUUUAGCAAAUUCGAUUCAUUCCAAGCAUCAUUCCCGGCCACAUCCGACGAACCGACUGGUUCGGCUGUCUCGAGACAGGAAGAAGGAGCAGCAGCAGCUACAGAAAAGGAAGCUGCUGCUACGAACGAUGAUUUUGAUGAUUUCCAAGAAUUUGCCAAAUUUCCUGAGGAACCGGUCAAUGUGAUUUCGCAAGUUGAACAGAAAGCGGCCACGAUCGGUUCCGACGAUUAUGAUGAUGAAGACGAUGAUUUCGGUGAAUUUAGCGAUUUUAAGCAAUCAAGUGAAGCAGUGCCGGUCGCCGCUUCCAGUGUUGUGGUUCCGACCACAAGUAAAUCGAUUCAGUUUUCGAAUGAAGCCAUUUUGGCUGUGAUUUCUACGAUGUUCCCAUCUGUGGUGGCAAUCGGUGAGGCGGGAAGCGCUGAUGAUGACACCGGUCAGCAGGCGGAAACUGAAUCGUCGACAGCUGGCAACAAGUUGUGUCAAACGCUUUUGGAUUUAGACUCCACGCACGCCAUCAGCUAUCAGUACGGAAGUUCAGAAAGCAGCAAAGAACUUGUUCGGGCACUGGGAAUCGAUUCGCGAAAUAUUCUGUUCGGUCCCAAAUGGAACAGUUCGAUGCCACGCUUCGCAGCCAACCUCAGCUUCAGUCCGCUGGAACCGAUGAAACCCACCAGUACUACCAGCACCACCACCACCACCAGCAGCAGCAGUUCAGUGACCGGUUUUUCUGGAGCAAGUGCAUCGAAACCACCCGCCGAAAUUGGUCCCUCGACCAUGCUCGGUUCUGGGUUCACGCUGGACCCUUUGCACCACUCCUCCGGCGAUAAUCCGUCGUUGGCAUCCGGGAUGCCCGUGGUUCAAUUCGAUUGGAACAGCUCCGGGUUGGUCAACCCGUUGGACGCAUCACACGCACACACAUUAUUAUUGGACCUAGAACAGCUAGAGGUGAUGGCUAAUCUAAAAGAUAAAAUAAAUCUUGAUUCCUCCUCCUCCUCAUGUAAUAUUGCAAACAUCGUGCCAUUAAUCUCAACUACAACGACAACAACAACACCGCCACAAACAUCAAUAAACACCCGAAUCAUAAUGGAUGACGUCAAUAACAUAACCACCAAAACCACUACUAAUCACCCUAUUGACCACGGCACGUCCCUGUUGGAUGAUAUAAACCUAUUCGGGAUCACCACCACCGUAUCUGUCAACAACUGUCUACCGUCAUGGACGCUUGCAAAUCGCAAUCUUUGCGACACCACCGUUGUUGCUUGUACUUCAAACCCUGAUAACGAUACCGUUGUCGCUAUUGCUUGUUGUAAUACAUCAUCAUCUCCACCACCAUCUACGGCGACGGCAACUCCAAUAUCACCAACACGAAAUAAUGGUCACGGACACCACUUUGUGGGGGUGGCUGCGUCAAUGACCUGUGAAAAUACUAUUACUGCUACUACCACUACAACAACGUCUUCUUCCACAACCUUCAUCAACAACAAACUCACCGCUACUACUACUACUAACAACAAUCUACUACUACAAUCGUUUGAUGAUUAUUUGGAUCUUAGUGUACAAGAAAUCCUCCAGGAGGGGACAUCACUCCAGCAGCAGUCCAUCAAGGAUGGGUCAAAGGGCAAAAUUUUGGAUACGCAAGUCACAGAAAAAUCAAGCCCGGCUGCUGCAAAUGAAGUAAUAGAAGCAGCCAAAUCAGCAUCACCAACGGAAGCAAUAGUAUAUGACGAGGGCAGCUUAUCGCGGAUUAAGUUGGAGAGCGAGUUUGAGUAUGCGCAAUCGAUGUCAAUUUCUGCAACUGCCGAUGGUUUUAGUUCUGCAGCACCUGCCACAACCAUAGAUUCGAUGACACCCGGAGGGAACAACGUCGUUCGAACGAUCAAGCUUCCGGAAACGCACAUCUUCACCCCUAGCAAGGCAGUGAAUGCGGUUUCGAGGGAUUCGACCGAUCGGACAGAUGUACCGUAUGCGGUAGAGGAUAAAAGCUACGGAGAUAAAAUUAACCAAAGCAUAGCCGUUCGAGAGUAUCGCGACGUGGAGUACAGUUUGGAGAAGAGUUCAGCGAAGGUGGAGUCUUCAAAGGGGUCUGGUGGUUUCGAUGAGUUCCGGGAAUUCCAAGCGAUAGAAAUGGGCUCUGCUGGGACAUUAGAGGAACCUCGGCAUGGGAGUAAUGAUGGUUGUAGGUUAGAUAAGAAAGAUAAGCCCAAAAGCUUUUCGCGACCCGUAUUUGGAAGGUCGCCUACCGAAGAGCUCGAGCAGAUUGACGAUGAGUUCAGUGAUUUUCAAGCAGCAGUUCCGGCUGCUGAAGUGGUAAGGCCGGCAAUUGUGAACAAACCAUUGACUGCGGUGGCUAAUGAAGUCAACAGGUCGAACACAAGCUCCCCUAUUUUACUAAGUCCAUCAAUUUUGUUACCACAACAAACACAGGCCAAUACCAGUAUGGAGAGUAGGAAAGCCAGUCAGAUAAUGUGGCCGGAUCCUGGAAUAAGCUCAGAGGAGUUGGCUCGAUUUGAAGCAGCCUUUCCUGCGCCGAAAGCUUCGGUGAUCACCAAUACUUCGAAAACAACAUCCCCAAAGAAUGCUGCAGCGAGUUACGCUAGUGCUGCUACGACUGACGAAGAUGAAUGGACUGAUUUCGUUUAUUCCAAACCGAUAACGGAGAAACAGUCUCCAAAUCAUUCCAACAAACAACAAGCUAGGAAAACGGUUAACGAGCGUAUUGUUUCUAGUCAGGCCAACAAGGGAACUUUUGCUAGCAUUGUGUCUAAUGGGGCCACUCACUCUGCCUCAUACUCACCAUCAUCAACAAUACAGGAACUCAAUUCGGAACCUUCCAAAGAGAGUAGCACAACUGAGAAAAGAUCAAACGAGAGCAGAUCAGUAGAAAGCGAUAACGUUGAGAAACAACUCACCAGUAUUGAUAUACCAUCUAAUGGGAACACCAUGGAUCUUACGGGAGAAGAUUGCAGAACUACAGGCAAGGGCGAGGAAACGGCUUCAAGGCAACAUGUUGGAAAAAAGGAAAAAGGUAAAAAACGCGAUCGGAAGGUUAUGGCAGCCGAUAAUGAGGAUACCUCGGAAAGUGAUGCAUUGCGCAUAUUAUUGGAGAAUGCAGGUUAUAUGGGACAGAACGACAGAACGACAGAACGACGUAUCGAGGGCGUUGAACGUGCUCAACGAGGACAACCUACUACAAUUCUUGAGAAGUACUAA